This is a messenger RNA of Colletotrichum acutatum, 258 nucleotides long. RefSeq lists its product as uncharacterized. NCBI's taxonomy places the organism in Eukaryota, Fungi, Ascomycota, Sordariomycetes, Glomerellales, Glomerellaceae. The record is from RefSeq and is a predicted model, not a curated record. Gene Ontology annotation, molecular function: protein binding. The annotation marks the transcript as partial. The transcript has a single exon.
AUGGUUGAAUCGAAAUGUAUCGAGGUCGACAACGCUCAAAGUUCAAAUAACGAGACAAAUCCCAAGCUGAAUAACGAGCAGUGGCAGGCAUUGAUUGCUUUACACCGAACUCUGCUGCAUGAACACCAUGAUUUCUUCCUUGCGUCGCAGCAUCCUUCCGCAAGUCCGGCAUUACGUCGGCUUGCAAGCAAGUACGCAAUGCCGGCUCGUAUGUGGCGUCAUGGCAUUCAUUCAUUUUUGGAGCUUUUGCGUCAUCGU